Messenger RNA from Notodromas monacha, 1680 nucleotides. The record is from the annotation of a GenBank genome assembly. Lineage: Eukaryota; Metazoa; Arthropoda; Ostracoda; Podocopida; Cyprididae.
AGAAUUGAUGGGGUGACGUGACCGAAGCUUGUGACAGCAUGGCGCUCAGGAAGUGUAAAAGUGCGGUUGGACUGAUCCUUAUUUUCUCUCUUAUGAAGCUUGGGCUCGGUGAUCAGUUCGAGCCCAAUCAGAUUCAUCUGGCAUUAUCGAGAAACCCGAAUGAACUGAUGGUUGUGUGGAAUACGAACGGCUCAAUCGAAGGUUUGGUUCAGUGGGAGAAGAUUUCGGAUCCGCAAAGCAGAUUCCAGUCUGUCGCUAUAUCUCAUGCGUUUGUUGAGCACAGUUCCUCAAAGCUGCAGCAGUAUGUCCAUGAAGCCUAUAUGACUGAUUUGGAUCCUGCGGAGGCCUAUAAAUAUCGUGUGGGGUCAAAGUUAGUGUGGUCCGAAUGGAUUGAAUGUCAACCUACUGCUGCCUCAAAUUCCACCGACUGGAGUCCGAGAUUGGCAGUUUUCGGUGACCUGGGCUUAGUCAAUGCCCAGAGUAUCCCGCGUUUAUUGCAAGAUACGAAACGUGGAAUUUAUGAUGCUGUUUUGCACGUCGGGGAUUUUGCAUACGACAUGUAUGAGAAUUCGGGAAGAACGGGAGAUUUGUUCAUGGACAUGAUAGCACCGAUUGCUUCGAGAGUUCCGUACAUGACAUGCCCCGGUAAUCAUGAGAAUAAAGAUAAUUUCUUCCAGUAUCGCAACCGAUUCAGAAUGCCGUCAAAAAACCCGAAAGAUUUGUUCUACACCUUCAAUCUUGGGCCAGCGAGGUUUAUCUCGCUGUCGACCGAAGUUUACUACUUCGUCUUCAACUACGGAAUCGUUGAUAUAGUAGCGCAGUGGCGUUGGCUGGACGCCACACUCAAAGCCGCGAUGGCUGACAGAGAAAAUCAUCCCUGGAUCAUCGUUUUUGGACACAGGCCGAUGUAUUGUUCGAAUUUGGACCACGACGACUGCAAAAAUCAUGAAACGUUGACGCGUGUCGGUUUGCCCUUUUUUCAUUGGUACGGACUGGAGAAAUUGUUGUACAAAUAUGGUGUGGACUUGGCAAUUUGGGCCCAUGAACAUUCCUACGAACGAUUGUGGCCUGUCUUUGACAGAAAGGUUUAUAAUGGAACCACGGAUCCAAAGGAUCCGUAUCAUAACCCUCAAGCAACUGUGCAUGUGACUUCGGGAUCUGCCGGAUGUCGAGAGAGGACGGAUUUAUUCGAAAAUCCCGAGCCGUGGUCAGCUUUCCGGAAUUCAGAUUAUGGAUAUGCCCGACUUUCCCCGGUCAAUAAAACGCAUCUUUUGUGGGAACAAAUAUCUGAUGACCAGGAUGGGAAAGUGAUCGACAGUAUCUGGAUCAAGAAAGACAAACCCGAAGGCUUUGUGGAGACAAAUGAAGUUUUGGAAGUUUCAUCUUUUGAAUAGGCAAUGUUUGCGAAGGUCAGUUCGCUAAUUUGUUUUGGUCGUUGAAGGUGGAAAAAGUGACCUGAUUCAAUUGAAUUUUUUUCAAAAGCAAAUACAACUCUCCGGAAGAGUUUCGAUAAAGAGAGGAUAUUGUGGUAUUUUAUCGUCAGAUAGCGUAUGUGAUGGAAGAUGUGGUGAAAUGUAACCUGCUGGACAUUAAAAAUCUCACUGAAAUAUGAAUUCAAAUGUCUUCUAAUUCAGCAUUCGAAAAUUGAAAUAGACAUUAAAAAAGCCUGUGCAACCGAAU